Messenger RNA from Cuscuta europaea, 1708 nucleotides. NCBI's taxonomy places the organism in Eukaryota, Viridiplantae, Streptophyta, Magnoliopsida, Solanales, Convolvulaceae. The record is from the annotation of a GenBank genome assembly.
CUAUAUAAGCCCUCUAUCUUCUCUCUUUCAAUCAGCUUGGCCGUUCCCAUCGCCGAGAACCACAAGCUUAGCCGCUACCCUUCUAGGCUCCAUUGAUAUUCCGAUUAAGAUUAUAAUCGACCCUAAUCUAGCACUACUAAUUCGAUUAAUUUGACCACAGAAAUCGUUAAGUAUGCAAAUGCAAUCCCUUUCUUCGUCUUCAGCUAUUGGUUCCAGGCCUUCUUCUCACCCAGGCUAUGCUCAUCACCUCGCUCCGGUUCGAAUCGGUGUCCAAUGCGUGUCCCGAUUCAACCCGGCUAACGCCAGCGCCGUUGCGAACACCAACUCCGCAACGACGGGCGCCAACUUUGGCGGCCACGUCGGGACAACUCGUGCUGAUUGGCAAAGCUCGUGCGCCAUUUUGGCCAGUAAGGUUGUGUCUCAGCAGCAGGAUGUUCAGAAGAGCGGCGGAGAUGCCGGAAUUAUCACCACCGUGAACGGCCAUAAGACGCUGGAUCUGGUCCCUCUCGAGAGUAGCCUUCCCAAGCCGCUGACGAUUGCGGAUCUCUCUCCGGCGCCGAUGCACGGGUCGCAGCUGCGCGUCGCGUACCAGGGCGUUCCUGGCGCGUAUAGCGAAGCAGCCGCUGGGAAAGCUUAUCCGAAGUGUGAAGCUAUACCUUGCGACCAGUUUGAAGUGGCGUUUCAAGCGGUGGAGCUUUGGAUUGCUGACCGCGCCGUUCUCCCGGUUGAAAACUCUCUCGGCGGUUCAAUCCACCGUAACUACGAUCUACUUCUUCGUCACCGCCUCCACAUCGUCGGUGAGGUUCAGCUCCCCGUACACCAUUGCUUACUGGCCCUUCCCGGCGUGCGUAAGGAGUACCUCACGCGCGUAAUUAGCCAUCCGCAAGCGCUGGCCCAGUGCGAGCUCACCCUCUCGAAGCUGGGCUUAUCUGUGGCGCGCGAGGCCGUCGACGAUACCGCCGGAGCCGCGGAGUACAUCGCCGCCAACAACCUCCGUGAUACUGCCGCAAUCGCGUCCGCACGCGCCGCCGAUUUAUACGGGCUCGAGAUCCUAGAAGAGGGAAUCCAGGACGACUCGAGCAACGUGACCCGGUUCGUGAUGCUAGCCCGGGAGCCAAUCAUCCCGAGAACCGACCGGCCUUUCAAAACCAGUAUCGUUUUCGCGCACGACAAGGGAACGAGCGUGCUGUUCAAGGUCCUCUCCGCCUUCGCCUUCCGGAACAUCAGCCUGACGAAGAUCGAGUCGCGGCCGCACCGGAAUCGGCCGAUCCGGCUAGUCGACGACGAGAACGUCGGAACGGCCAAGCACUUUGAAUACAUGUUCUACGUGGACUUCGAGGCAUCAAUGGCGGAUGUGAGGGCGCAGAACGCGCUCGCAGAAGUUCAGGAGUUCACUUCCUUUCUCAGGGUACUGGGAAGCUAUCCCAUGGACAUGACCCCAUGGAGUCCCUCCCAGGGACUAUAGCGAAUUUACCAUUAUACCCUUUAUUCCAUUUCCAAACUCCUCGGUCUUAUUAGAAAAAUAAAUUGAUAAUUAUCUCCCCUGUAAUUAAUUUUAUUUUACAUUUCUUAAAAAACCAACGAAAUUUGAACUAAAUUUCACUAUUUCGUUUUUUCUUAUUCCGUUUAUUAUAGAUCUGGACACGGGCAGGUUCCGGACCUCCGGUAUGUUUUCAGUUAGGGACCCACGGGUCCCGUCAAGAGAAGC